Molecule: messenger RNA, 1059 nt
Organism: Phodopus roborovskii (desert hamster)
Lineage: Eukaryota; Metazoa; Chordata; Mammalia; Rodentia; Cricetidae
Product: melanoma-associated antigen 10-like
Exons: 1
Coding region: 1-1059 (352 amino acids)
Biological process (GO): negative regulation of transcription by RNA polymerase II
Cellular component (GO): nucleus
Source: RefSeq, a predicted model, not a curated record
AUGGAAGUCUGGGAAGAAUAUGAAGAAGAGGAGGAGGAAGAGGAAAGUGAAGAGGAAACAAGAGACUAUUACACAUCUUCCAUACCUUUUUCUUAUUUAAAUCUCUCCUUACCUACUUUGAGUCCUAUGUCCUCUUCCCCAUUCUCCAGCUCUCUUAAUUUUCAGGGCUCUGAGGAAGAGAGUUGUGAUUCAGGAAUACUAACUACUCAGAAACCCCAUUGUUCCUUCUCAGCAACAUUUCAAAGAAGUUUAGACGAAGAAAUCAACCAUGUGGAAGAAGAGCAGAGUCCAAGCACUACCCAGUGUUUGAAAGACCCUCAAUGUUUAUUGAAUAGUAAACUAAAGGAAAAGAUGACUGAUUUGGUGUAUGCUAUGAUCUUCAAGUAUCAAGCAAAGGAACCAAUCACAAAAGUAGAAAUGUUAGAGAUUGUCAGCAAAGAAUACAAGAAACAAUUCCACAUGAUCUUUAUGGAUGCUUCUAAGUGCUUGUACAUUCUUUUUGGCAUUGAUGUAAAGGAAGACUGUGCCAUAAAAAACUCCUAUACCCUUGUCAAUUCACUGAACCUCACCUAUGAAGAAAAGCUGAGUGGAGAGCAAAGAAUGCCUAGAAAUGGCUUUCUGAUAGCUAUUCUGGGCUUGAUAUUCAUACAAGGAAACUGUGCUUCUGAAGAAAGUGUCUGGGAAUUCCUGAAUACAAUGGGAGUAUAUGAUGGGGAUGACCACCCCAUCUAUGGAGAGCCCAGGAUAUUUCUGACUAGAGAUUUGGUGCAACAAAAUUAUUUGUUAUAUCAUCAGGUGCCUACCAGUUGUCCUCCAUCCUUUGAGUUCUUGUGGGGUCCAAGAGCCCAUGCUGAAACAACCAAGAUGAAAGUUCUGGAAUUUUUGGCAAGGAUCAAUGAGAGUGACCCACUUUCUUUUUUAUUUUUGUAUGAAGAGGCUUUAAGAGAUGAGGAAGAGAGGGCCUGUGCCCAAAGUAUCUCUCCAAAUAGAAGUGCUGUCACAUUGAUGGCAAAGCCUGCAUUUCCAUCUUGUACCCAGAGUGACAGAUUUGUUUUUUAA